GCGGCCGUGCCGGCCGGGGGAAGGGGCGGCGCUGCGGGCGGUGCUGCCCUGCCCGGCCCGCUCCGUGCCGGGUCUGUGUUCCCGGGGCUGUGUCCGGGUCCCGGAGGGCCGGCCAUGGCCGGUGCCCCUGCCCGGUACCUGGUGUUCUUUCAGUACUUUGGCACCAGGUACAGUGGGGUUAUGGAGACCAAGAGUGAUCAGGCCCUGGUUGGAGUCCAGAAUUAUUUGGAGGCUCUGUGGGUGGCGAUUUUGGGUUUGGAGAAACAGGGAAUUUUCUCCUGCUGCCUUUGGAGGAAAACAGGGGAGCUCAGCAUCCUCAGUGCCCAGCGGGUUUCCAGCACCUUCCAUGCCCGUUUCUGUGCCCUCUCCAGGACCUACAUCUACCGCCUGCUGCUGGGCUGUGCCCACCGCUCCCAAAUCCCUGUCUUCGAGCAGGAUCUGUGCUGGGCUCCCCCAGGAGGGUGAGUGCAGCUCCCUGGGGAGGCUCCUCUGCAAGGAAAUUAGGGAAUCAGGGCUGGGAGGGGAAAAAAAUGGGAUUUUUUUGCUCUGAACAACCCCGUCAGGACCCUGCAGCUGCUGCAGCUCCAGCCUGGCCACGGCCUCCUGGGCCAGCACCACCUGCACAGGGGACUGGAGUUCUGGGAGGUGAAGGUGAAGAGCAAAUCCUUCCUGUACCGACAGGUGAGGAGGAUGGUGGGGGCCCUGGUGGCCGUGGGCCAGGGCAGGAUGGCCCCGGGGCAGCUGCAGCAGCUGCUGGAGCUCAGGGACCCCCGGGCGCUGCCCCCGCACGCCACGGCCCCGCCCGAGGGGCUCUUCCUGCACAGCGUGGAGUACAGCCAGGCAGAUUUGGCCCUUCCAUGUGCCCCAGCAGAAGAGGAGCUCUGUGGGCUCAGCUGAAAGGAAUUUAUAACAUAAAUUAUAAAUUAAAUUAAACAAUUAUAAAAAUUG
This is a messenger RNA of Zonotrichia albicollis (white-throated sparrow), 948 nucleotides long. The record is from RefSeq and is a predicted model, not a curated record. Lineage: Eukaryota; Metazoa; Chordata; Aves; Passeriformes; Passerellidae.